AUGUCCACCGGCGCAUUCACGCCCAUCAACAAAAACACUACCAAGGCCAAGCGAGAUAAGCCACCGUCCUCCGACUCGCCCUUUUCCAACGGACUUGAUACACCGACCAACAGCGAAGUAGAAGACUCUCCGUCGACCAGGGGAAGUUCAUUCGCCUCCCUGGUAAAGUCUCCCAUCACUCCCACAGUUGACUCUGUUACCCACCAACUUCAAGGAGCUGUCGUCACCGAGAUGCCUCUGUCCAACUUUCCCACCAGCACUGGCCAGGAGUCACCUGCACGUGGACCGAGAAACAGGGAUUUUGGACCUAUCGGUCCGAGGCCUAAUCUGCCUUCGACUCCUCAGUCGACCCGCACUCGGGCGGGCGAGAGUUUUGGCUAUAAUCCCUUUGCAUCUCGCCCUGACCUUGCCGGCCGUCGCGACGCCAUCGACUUUGGAACGCGAGGCAGUGUUCUGGGCUCCAGCCAGCAGUCGCCUACUGUCUUUGGUGUGCUGCGUCAGCCUCACACCCCAGCGAGAAACACUUCAUGGUCACAACGUCCAUUGUUUUCAUCCAGCAUCGGUGCUAGCAGUCGUGGCUCGGCUAUCUUCAGUCCCCCCUCCAACCGCAGCUCGUCGGCCGACACCGCAUUUAUCCACUCGCCUCCUUCACCACUUGGCCAGCGUGAAGAGAGAUACUUGCGGUCCCAGUCAGUACAGCAAUCUCCGUUGCAACAAGUACAGCCCCGCGGAUACGCCGGCUCCCUCUUUCCCAUUCGAGCAGACCCGCUCCGGAACGAGACCAACAACAACAACAACAACAACAACAACAACAACAACAACAACAACAACAACAACAACAACAACAACAACAACAUCGAGACCUUCCGUCCCAUGCACACGGUCCAGGUCAAGCAUCACCACAACGGCAGCCUCCAGCACGGACACCAGUCAUCGAACAAGGCCAUACACAACAUCAUGAACGGGUUCAGCCCAAACUACCAGGGAGACACCUCUCUAGCCAACAACCGGUCGGCCAACAUACCCGAGAGCGAGAGCUGCUCGCUCUUCAUCCUGGGCCUGCCGCCGACGCUUACCACGACGCAGCUUCUGGGCGCGAUCCGCAACACGGGCCGCGUGUGGGCCUCGCACAUCAACAUGCCCGAGCCGUCGCGCGGUCACACGACGUGCGCCGCCAAGGUCAUCUUCUUCGAGCGCGCCGCCGCCCAACGCUUCUACGCCGCCCACCAGCCCCACAACGGCGGCUUCGUCACCGAUCCAUCCUCGGGCCUGCCGCCCGCCCGCGUUCUGUGGAACCGCAUCCGCUCCGCCGAGGUGGGGGCCUCCAACACGACAGCCGGUGGCGGCGGCGGCGGGCCCGGAUCCGGCGGCAACAAGUCGCGGGUUCUGCUCAUCUACGGACCCAAGCGGUUGGUCAACGAGCCGUCGCUCACGGCUUACUUUGCCAGCAAGAUGGAGUUUCAGAUCGAUCGGGCCUUUGAGCUGGCCAGCUGCGUCGACCCGGUGACUGGCCAGGUCAUGGUGCUGUUCGAGUACCGCUUCGGCAGCUUCCGGUGCCAGGCCGAGGCGGCCAAGAUGUCGCUCAGUCGCGAGUUCAAGGAUGAGAUCAAGGUCUGGUACGGCGACGACCCGUGCGCCCCCGGAGGCGUCGACCCCGACGUAGCCCCUCGUAGUCCAGUCGUGAACUUGUGGCCUACAAGUCCGCAGGUCCCGCAGCCUCGGAAGGUUGAUGGCUGCAACUACCACCAGUAA
Messenger RNA from Pyricularia grisea, 1752 nucleotides. RefSeq lists its product as uncharacterized. Gene Ontology annotation, molecular function: nucleic acid binding. The coding region runs from base 1 to 1752 and encodes 583 amino acids. The transcript has a single exon. The record is from RefSeq and is a predicted model, not a curated record. NCBI's taxonomy places the organism in Eukaryota, Fungi, Ascomycota, Sordariomycetes, Magnaporthales, Pyriculariaceae.